This is a messenger RNA of Emericellopsis atlantica, 846 nucleotides long. Its product is annotated as 15-hydroxyprostaglandin dehydrogenase. The coding region runs from base 1 to 846 and encodes 281 amino acids. The record is from RefSeq and is a predicted model, not a curated record. The transcript has 7 exons. Gene Ontology annotation, cellular component: cytoplasm. Lineage: Eukaryota; Fungi; Ascomycota; Sordariomycetes; Hypocreales; Bionectriaceae. Gene Ontology annotation, molecular function: oxidoreductase activity, acting on the CH-OH group of donors, NAD or NADP as acceptor.
AUGUCGUCAAACAAAGUGGCCAUCGUCACCGGCGCCUCAUCAGGCAUGGGCGAGGCCCUCGCCGAGGCUCUCGCGUCUAGAGGCUGGCUCGUUGCUAUGUUCGACAUUCAACCCAACGACACGCUUGCCGCUCGCCUCGGCGACGGGGCAACCUAUCACCACUGCGACGUGGCCGACUACGACAGCCAGGCCAGGGCGUUUACCGAGGUGUGGGACAAGUAUGGGCGCAUCGAUGCGCUCUGCGCGAAUGCAGGCAUUGUCGAUAAGAGUUCGAUUUACAUCCUUAACCACAGAAACUCGGAUGAGAUCCCACCGAAGCCGAACCUGCUGACGACGGACAUUGACUGGAAGGGCGUCGUAUACGGCACCCAGCUCGCCUUGCACUUUAUGCGCAAGAACAAGGUGCCAGGCGGAAGCAUCGUGGCGACGGGGAGCGUGGCGGCUGUGGUGCCGCACGAGACGUACCCCGAGUACGAUGGCGCCAAAGCAGCGGUGGUGAACUUUGUGCGAGCUUCAUCCCGGGUCUUGAGGAUUAAGGAGAACAUCCGCAUCAACUGCGUUCUGCCUGGGAUCGUGGCCACAAAGAUCAUUCCUCCGGAAAUGGUGGCAGCUGUGUCGCCGGAAUGCCUGACACCCGUGUCGACUAUCGUAAGAGCCUACAACAAGUGCCUCGACGACGACAGCCUGGCCGGCGAGGUCUUGGAGUGCUCUGUGGAGGAGAUACUUGCUCUGCCCGUGCCCGAGCUGCGGAACGGCAGGUUCUCCAAGCGAGCUGUCACGGUGUGGGACCCGUUGUUCAAGUUGUACCACGGCGAAGAAUCGGGGCUGCCCGAUGCGAUUCCUUGA